Molecule: messenger RNA, 993 nt
Organism: Verruconis gallopava
Lineage: Eukaryota; Fungi; Ascomycota; Dothideomycetes; Venturiales; Sympoventuriaceae
Exons: 3
Coding region: 40-849 (269 amino acids)
Biological process (GO): kinetochore assembly; attachment of mitotic spindle microtubules to kinetochore; protein localization to kinetochore
Cellular component (GO): kinetochore
Source: RefSeq, a predicted model, not a curated record
CGAUUGUCGACUUUGCCAUUGCACCCAUCACGCGCAAUCAUGGAUCCAAUGUCAAAUCUUUCGAUUAUACGGCUAUAUGAGAAUAUUGUUAGCUCAGGCGACACCAGAACAGACACUAAACGCUCUUCUGAUGUAUCGGCAGACAGCUCUAAUAAUGGUUUCAUGACACCCAGCAGCCUCACGGUAGAUUUGGUGCAUUAUAAGGAACUUUUUUCAAAAUUAAGAUUCUCGUAUCUGGAACAGGUUACGAAGGAGAAGUUCCUCCGUGCAAUCACAUCCGACAUCCCUCUCUUCGUAGAGCCGCAAGAGAACUCCCGGCUUGAACAGCAACUGGCGGAGGAGAAAAUAGCACUGAAGAAGCAAAAGGAAGAAGUUGAGAGGUUGGUCACGGAGCUUGAGACACAAGGCAAGGAGCUUGCAAGGCGGUACGAAGCAGUCCAGCUUCAAAAAACACGGCUGUCAGAGCUUCCUACUAAGAUAUCCGAGCUGGAAAGCCAGAUAUCUGCACUCCAAUCGUCACAUCCCUCUCCAGUCAAGAAUUCAAACCCGGAGCUCAAUCUCUCCCUCCCACAGACACUCUCCCUCCUAUCGGACCGCAAAUCGGAAGCUUCGGAUCUCGAAGCGCAGAUUAAAGCGCUGCAAGCCCAGAUUCCGCAAAAGCGAAGGGAGUUGGAAAAUGCGGAAGAUGAGCUGCAUCCCUUGAUGGGACAGAAGAAGACCGUCGUAGGACUCGCGAAGCAAGUAAGACAGAGAAGGGAAGAGGGCGGCAUAGAUGAGACGGAAGAACAAGGGCGAUGGUAUCGGGCUAGUGAGGCUGUCCUGGUAGAGAUGCUGGGCGUGAGCAGCUGAAGUUUUUUUUUUCUGCAUAAAGGGAAAUCAAGGCAAGGCUGAUGGCGUUAUCUUGGGGAUAGGGACCAGGAUUGUGAUACCAUGUGAUUUAUUGGAUCAAGAGAGAGAUUAUUCAUGCUGAAUGCAAGUGCGAUGAUUUUCGAA